Molecule: messenger RNA, 951 nt
Organism: Trichechus manatus latirostris (Florida manatee)
Lineage: Eukaryota; Metazoa; Chordata; Mammalia; Sirenia; Trichechidae
Gene: RESP18
Product: regulated endocrine specific protein 18
Exons: 7
Coding region: 1-951 (316 amino acids)
Cellular component (GO): endoplasmic reticulum
Source: RefSeq, a predicted model, not a curated record
AUGGGACCUAAGAGAAGCGGGCUCAAGAAAGACUGGGGGUUCCGCAGGAGGAGUGGAGGGGGGGGCCUCCUAGUGGGCCAAAGGACACAGAACGCGCUGCGGGCGGGGCGGGGCAAGGGAGAACCCAGACGCGCAGAGGCCCCCCGCAAGGUGACCUGCGCAGAGGGAUCGGCGUCUGCGGCAUUCGGUCCUGACCUGGGGGAAACACGGCGCCUGGUCAGGGGCCAGGACGUCUCCUUGAGCCUGGUGCGGCUGGUUGUCGCCAUCAGAUCCUACAAGGGGCGGGGAGGAGGGGGGCUGUACUUCUCUGCCCCGCCCAGCGGAGACGCACCUUCUGAAUCCCGGGACGUCAGCACCUACCCCACAUCCGGGCGAGGGGGCGCGUGGGCCACGUGGACCAUGGAGCGAGCGCGCGGAGCCCGGAGCAUGCCGCGUCCGCCGUGGCCUGGGGGCCCCGGGGUGCUCCGGCUGCUCGUUUGCUUCCUGCUGCUGAACAGCCGCCCGGGGGGCUGCAGCGACAUUAGUGCCAACGAUGGACAGGGCCAAGUGGGACUGGGGCAUCUCUGGCCCCUACAAGGAUUGACCACCCCAGUCUUCUGGCACUUGCAAGGUGUAUUUCAGCAGAUUAUUCCCCAAGGACUGUUAUGGAAGGAUGACAUCACCCAGGAUGUGAUGACCCAGAAAAUGGAGCACAUGUCCAGACGUCACCCCCCAGAGCCCUGCCUGAGGGAUGGGAAGGCAGCUUUUCCCACCAAAACCACCGGGAUGAGGGGCAAGCAACAGGAGAAACUUCGACUCUUAUUCCCCAAGAGCCCAGUGACCAAGGUGAACAGGGGUCCAUGUUUUACCUCCAAAUUAGUUCCGAAGGCCCUGAAACAAGAGGUGGCCUACCCUAUUAAGGGCUUCUUUGAACCAUUCCCCACUGUGGGCCACAACCUUGUAGCUGACUGA